UCUCAUUCAGUCACGGGCAGCACUUAACCACAGUCGGAUCUACAGACGCACACCACCGCCACCAACACCACCACAUCGACCUAUCCAUCCAUCGCCAGCAUGAACAAGUACGGGAUGGUCGGCGUCUGCCUACUGGCUGCUCUGGGCGCUCUGCUCCUGGAGGUCACUGCCUCUCCUUCGUCCGCCGCCUCGUCUAAGGUGGAUCCUAGCCAACUUGGCGGACUUUCAGCUCAGUUCUUGCCACCCGAGUACCGCAACACGAACGUUAGCAUCGAGGAUAUAAAAAGAAUAUAUCGUGAAAAAUGCAAGAAGGUAAAUGGAGCGGACAACGCAACCUUCUACGAAGAAAUCGAGCGGGCGGCAGCCAAGAUGAGCACCUGCAUCAGCGGGGUGGUCAAUCUGACGGCUCUGCAGGAGGAGAUGGAUGUGGCGAGGCCGAACGGCGACUUGGACACCGUGUUUAGCAAAUACUGUCUCAAGGCACCGGAGGCAGAGGCCUGCGUCAAGGAGUUCAACGACAAGGCGCAGCAUUGCUUGACCCCCGAGGAGAAGCGCCACCAGGAGACGGUUACCCGAAUUGGAGCGUCCGUUUUGGGAUUCGCCUGUUCGCGUGGCGGCGAUCAGAUUGCCCUCUUCAUUGCCGAGCAGGGACCCGAGUGCCUGGAGGCCAACAAGGAAGCCAUUAGCAAUUGCCUCAAUCAAUCCUUUCAUCAGUACAUUCCCAAGGAUGGCCAAGUUCCGGACCUGAUGAGCCGCCCAGAGCUCCUUUUCUCACCCACCCACUGCGUGGACCUGCAGCGCUUCGAGGCCUGUGUCAUCCAUCAUUUGGAGCAGUGCACGCAGAUCACCACCGCUAAUAUCGUUCAGUCCGUCUUCCGUUUCGUGAAGAACGAGACCGACUGCCAGGCUUGGAUGCAGGCACGUGCGAACGAGAAGCCCAUUCUGAUGGCCGCCUCCAGCAACAACACAGCCCCUGGACUCGCCUACUCCCUGGCCGGCACUCUUUUGGGCGCCACAAUACUCCUGAUACUCCCCUGAAUGAAAAGCAUAGUGAGGUAAUCUUUUUUUUUUUUCGAUAACAAACGCCUGUGUAUUGCGGACAUUUUUUUUGUUUGUGUGUGUAUAGUGGGCACCGAGUAUCGGUGCCGUAGUAUUUAAUGUCUCCUAAGGAAUUGCCAAUAAUAAACGUGAUUACGAUGAACGCACCCCGCCCAAUUGGAAUCACCGCUGGGCCUUGGUCAGCCGGCAUAUCGGUUGUCUGGCCGGAACUGCAGUAUUAUAUUUGGAUGUGGAGCUGGGCAGCAAAUCGAUGAAUGUUUUUUUCAUUUAUUUAAAAACACUGAUAAGAUAGUGAGCGUGUAUUUUCAAACACCUAGCUGGAGUGACUCAAUGCCCGUAGUUCCCCAGGAAUUUGAUCUAUACAAUGGGUCGGUAUUCUAGAUAAGCCCUGAUCCUCUGGUCCCUAGUCCCUUACAACCGCAGCGGAAACACGAAUCAGUUAUAGAUCAUGGCAUACUCUUAGGCGAAACUGUAAAUAAGUGGCAUGCUGGAUUGAAUGCUUCAUCAGUUUUACGAGCUGAUAAGUUGUCGGGCCGGCAGUGCGAAACUACAAAAAUAUAAACGGCGGACUUAUCGUGCGUAAUGCGUAAUGACUGGGUUUACUCAGCGAAAUUGGGUAAUUGUACGGCCACUGUAUCUGAAGUAUUUACCGCGGGCUCUGCCUUGGAAUAGGCACUAUCGCACUCGUGGUAUCUGGAAUGCCAUCGGUGCUUUAAUUGCUUUUGCACUGGUUAUGUCCAUUUCGGACGUCAGCUAUUCCCAAAUUUUGUAAUAAUCCACAACAUUUCAUAAGCGAUAUGAAAACCGUUAUUAACAUCGAAUAGAUGUUAAUAAUAAUAAAGAAUAAAGUAUUUCUAGGACAGAGUUCAUCUGCUGCAAUGCAAUUAUUUCUUCCACUAGAUUAAUUAGCGUACAACAUGUCUUCGAUGAUUCGUGGGUUUUUCGCAGGAACCAAGUUUACCGAUAAACGCCCACUUUCCCGCUAUAAUGAACUGUGUUCCGAGUUAAUGAGGUUACCUUGCUCGGCAUGAAACAAACUAUACCAAAGUCGGGAAAGGGACGCAGAUGACGACUUCGGUGGCUCCCCAACCCCUCCCCCCCCCCUCACACACACACACACACACAAAGAUUGCUUUUUCAUUUGCUCACUAGCCGGGAACAAUCAAUCACUGCGAAUUCCGCACCUAUCACAUCAGC
Drosophila melanogaster (fruit fly) is the source of this 2256-nucleotide messenger RNA. RefSeq lists its product as uncharacterized. The coding region runs from base 100 to 1038 and encodes 312 amino acids. NCBI's taxonomy places the organism in Eukaryota, Metazoa, Arthropoda, Insecta, Diptera, Drosophilidae. The record is from RefSeq and is marked reviewed. The transcript has 2 exons.